Molecule: messenger RNA, 717 nt
Organism: Rhododendron vialii
Lineage: Eukaryota; Viridiplantae; Streptophyta; Magnoliopsida; Ericales; Ericaceae
Exons: 1
Coding region: 1-717 (238 amino acids)
Molecular function (GO): RNA-DNA hybrid ribonuclease activity; nucleic acid binding
Source: RefSeq, a predicted model, not a curated record
AUGGAACUGUGGUGGCAGGAUCAAAGCAAUAAGGAAUGGCGUAUGUCGGUUGCUGCAGUCCUUAUGUGGUAUAUCUGGAAGUGUCGAAAUGGGGCUGUGUUUGAACAUAAGCUAGCUCUUCUUGGGGUGGUGUGCAAGUGGGCAAUGGAAUAUUUGCAAGAGUUAUUGUCUGCAAACUCUUUGAACCCUCUAAAUAUUGUGCCAUCCGGGGAGGGUGCUGCAAAUUCGUGGAUUAGGCCUCCAGAUGGGAUCUUUAAGAUUAACGUGGACGGUUCAUGGAAGAAAGACAUGGGGAAAGGAGGCUAUGGUAUUGUGGUUAGAGAUUAUAGAGGUCUUUUUGUUGCUGCUUCUAUGGGUUUUUCACAGUGGUGUGCAAGUUCAUUAGUUGCUGAAGCUUUGGCAAUUCGACAAGGUGUUCAUCUUGACUUCCAACUUGGUUUGGGGUCUUUUUUCGUGGAAAAUGAUGCUCAAUUGCUGGUGAAGAUGCUCAAUGGCCAGGUUACAACCAAUCAAGAGGUGGAAAUGAUCAUUCAUGAUAUUCAAGCCUUAAGCAAAAAUUUCCAGUGCUGCGGCUUUUCUUUUGUUCAUAGGACUGGUAAUUCGGUUGCUCAUGUGAUGGCAAGUAAGGGUUUGAGUGGUUCGGGGUAUAGUCUUUGGACUGAAUCCCCACCGUUGUGGUUACUUGGUCCCCUUUCGAGGGACGGGUCUCCCGUCUGA